AAGGGGGAGGGGACAUAAAUAGUGUCUACCUCCUAGAGGUAUUCUGAGGAUUAAACUGGGUCAUGUACUAAAGGGCUUAGAGAGGGCCUGAGACAUUGAAGUGCUGACUGGGAAGCAAAGAACUGAGUCAGGUAUGGCCAGGGCAAGAGGAGUAAAGGAGGGAACCAAGAUUCAGUCCUUUGGGAUGACGGGGAGCCCUGAUCCCGCUCUGUCCAGAAGCCAGAGCCACAUACAUGGAGGAUGCAGGAAGUAGGCCCUUGAGUUAAAGAUAAAGUCCUAAAGUCCUAGGGUCUUGAUGCAUAGACAAGAGAGUGUCCCUAUAAAAACUGACUCCCAACAAAUGGGCUGGUUUGUUUUCAAAUGUCAGCCUCCUGUCAGGGACAAUCAUUUACCCUGGCAUUGUGAUUCCUUGCACCCCCUCCCCCUUCCAUGGAGUCCUGGUUUCUAUCUCUCCCUGCCUCUCAGAUUCCAGACUAAGGUCAGUGACUCCCAACCUCGAGCCCCCAGGUAUGCUGAGGGGACUUUCAUCAGUGACUACAGUAUCGCCAUGGACAAGAUCCGCCAACAAGACUUUGUGAACUGGCUGCUGGCACAGAAGGGGAAGAAGAAUGAUUGGAAACACAACAUCACCCAGAGGGAGGCCCGGGCCCUAGAGCUGACCCAUCAAUCCAACAGGAAGAAGGAGGAGGAGAGGGAGCAGCAGGGCUCCCUGCCCAGAAACCCCUGCGAUGAAGAUUUGCUAAAGGAUUUACUGAUUCAAGAGCUGCUGGCCUGGCUCAUGGACCAGAUGGAGCUCUACAGGCGCAGAUUUCAGUGACUCUCACCAAAGCCAGCUCAGGACUGGACUCUGCCCUUCACUUACUCAGCUCCUGCCUCAGCCCCAUUCCAGGGUGCCCAAGAGAAGCCAAAUCAAUAAAGUUUAAGCUGAAAUAAA
Molecule: messenger RNA, 934 nt
Organism: Equus caballus (horse)
Lineage: Eukaryota; Metazoa; Chordata; Mammalia; Perissodactyla; Equidae
Gene: GIP
Product: gastric inhibitory polypeptide
Biological process (GO): response to glucose; regulation of fatty acid biosynthetic process; regulation of insulin secretion
Cellular component (GO): extracellular region
Molecular function (GO): glucagon receptor binding; hormone activity
Source: RefSeq, a predicted model, not a curated record